CACAAACGCGGAAAGCCUGGGUUCCUCGCACAAGGCGCGCAAAUUUGAUAGGAAGCGUGUGGCCGCCAUUAUGAAGUUUCGCGGAUUGCGCGGGUGAAGUCUCCGAGGAAAAACUUUCUCCGAGGUGUUUUCGCGAGUGUUUUUUGAAAGAACUUGAAACUCGGUGUGUCUACUUGAAGAUGGAGACGCUCAGGUAGCCCAUUCACUUCUCCGUGAUGAGGAAGUCCACGUUCGUGGAAAGGGUGAAGCUGGAACCGCGCAGCUCGGACGACGACGACGAAGACGACGACGACGACACCUCGAGCAGCAGCAGCAGCUGCUCGGCAUCGGCGAGCAACGACGACUCGGGUUGGCGCGGAGCCCGGGGUGCCCGACUGCCCCACGCGGGUGCCCCGACCACGGCGGCGACGUCCUCCGCGACGCGUGGGUCGGCGAGCGGUGGUCCCCGGAAGGCGCUGAACAGGGGCCGCUGGGGCAAGGACGAGGACGACCGGCUCAAGAGGAGCGUCCAGCUGCACGGCACCCAGGACUGGGCGACGGUGGCGCUCUGCUUUCCCGACCGCAGCGACGUCCAGUGCCAGCAGCGCUGGCACAAGGUGGUCAACCCGGACCUCGUCAAGGGCUCCUGGUCCAAGGAGGAGGACGAGAAGGUGGUUCAGCUCGUCCAGAAGUACGGGCCCAAGAAGUGGACGCUGAUAGCCAAGCAUCUCAAGGGUCGAAUCGGGAAGCAGUGUCGGGAACGGUGGCACAACCACUUGAACCCGGCCAUCAAGAAAAGCGCCUGGACGGAGCAUGAAGAACGGGUCAUCUUUGAUUACCACCGUCUUUGGGGGAACCAGUGGGCCAAGAUCGCCAAGCUGCUUCCUGGCAGGACUGACAAUGCCAUUAAAAACCACUGGAACUCCACACUCAAAAAGCGGCUCGAGUCGGAAGAUGGCAACUUCAAUGAGUAUGUGCGGAAGAAGGCGGCGUCGAAGGAAGCCGCCCCUGCUGCCGCCUCCUCCUCUUCCCGAGGGGCGUCGGAACACCGCGGAAAGCCCCAGCCGCCUCCGAUCAAGUCGGAGCCAAAGACGCCCAUCAAGCAGGAGUUUGUCAUGGAGUUCCACGAAGCCCCAGAGUAUCCCCCGUACGUGGCCAUUGUGCCGGAGUCUGUCGUCACGGUGACCACGGAGGAGGAGGCACCGCAGAUGCAGCUGCUGUGGCAGCAAGAGGAGUUUCGGGUGGCGCUGGCACCCGUGUCGUCUGCCGACGCGGCGCCCAGAGCGGACUGCAUGCCCGGCGCGGAGAACCGGCGACGAUCUGGCAACGGGGCGGAGUACAUAGACAUCAACGACAUCCUGUCGCCCCUCAACGACAUCAACGUGGAGGAGCUCGAAUCUGCGACGACGCAGAGCCCAGAUGGGCUCUCUGCGAGCAAUGGGUCCUUCGGGCGCCUGACCGUGCUUGAACUCACGGACGGAACGCGUGUUGUGCCUCACGUCACCCCCAUCAAGUUCACCGCCCUUUGUAAGAAAGAAAUGACCGGAUCUGGGGACAACGAGGAUCUAGGAAAAGAGAGUGGCAUCGCGUCGGUCGCCGAAACCCCGGUGGUUUCCUCCACCUCCCAGUGCAGCAACGGCUCUCGUCUCGAGACCCCUCUCAUCCUGCGGCGGGGCAAGCGCAGACGUCGGCACUCGUCGCAGUCUCACGACGGGGGCUACUCUCACUCGGAGGCAGACAGCACCACCUACGAGGAAGGCGCCCUCCACGAACCGGUGGAGAUCGUCUCGUUGGAGCUCCUGCAGUACUCUACGUUGCUCCCCGGCAGGGGCGCGUCGUCGGCCAACCCCGCUGCCCACCCGGUCAAGCGGGAGCACGACGAGUACGUCGUCGGGGUGAUGGACUCGUUCCCGAGGCAUCUCCGGGACGAGCACGACCUCUUCAUCGGCGCCAGGGGCGCUCCGCACAACUGCGGCAGUGCGACGCCGAGGAAGUCGCUUCCCUUUUCGCCCUCGCAGUUUCUCAACAACCCGAACAUCGAGCAGUGCACUCACGGGAAUCGAACGUCGACACCGGUGCGCGGAAUCGACCACGCCUCACAGCCACCGGUGCUGCACAACUUCGUGCUCCAGGACUCCGCUGACGAGAGCGACGCGAUGCGCACGCCAACGCCGAAGAGGAGAGGGGAAGAGUACAGCCCGCGGACACCCACGCCUUUCAAGGACGCCCUGGCAGAACUGGAGAAGAAGGGCGGUCCCAUCCGAAAGGCGGAGACUCCGACCUUGGACGACAUCCGAGACCUCCUGGGCAACGUGGACGGAGUGGUGCUCUCCGCAGAGGCGGACUACCCGGUGAAGAAGCGCGCCAACAAGGAGAACCUGUCGCCGUCCAAGCGGGUCCGCAAGGCGCUCCACCAGACGUGGUCCACUCCGGGAGAGAUUCCGGUGCCGGGGCUGACUGCCACUGGAUUUGCGGCGCUCGACGCAGACCCCUUCAUGCUACCAGAAACUCCGAGCAAGAGCUUGCUGGGAGACUCGUCCGUCCUCUUCUCCCCGCCCUCCAUUAUUCGAGAGACGCUGCCGGAAGAGGUAACCGCUUCGCCCAACGACGCCUUCAUUGCCGUCGUCCCUUCCAGGCACAAGCCAAGGGGGCACCACCAGCACCUCUUUUCUUCCCGCAUGGUCUCUCUGCACAGCCUCUCUGAGGCGACGCCCCACAGAUGGCACCCUAAGCUGGACAAGUUCAGUGCCCUGGUGUGUGGGAAGACGAGGGACCAGGUGGAACUGACACAGCAGGCACGGCAAUGGCUCAAGCCCCGCUCGCUCAACCUCUGACCGCUCGCAGACGGAGGCGGAGCUGGGGCCCACGCACCAUCUCUUUUACCACCACCACAGACAUCCGCAGCAUUACGCACAGCAGCAGUCAAGCAGCAUCAGCCAUUACUUCUAGAGCUCGUCCCCGCAUCCCCAUUUGUCCCGUUCGCAGCCGCACUUUUUCCCUGCGUCCUUUUACUCCUUUUAGGGCUUUUUUUUUUGUCUUUCCUAGUCCCCGCGUGUAUUCCUUUUUAAUCUUCACCUCCAUUCUUUUCACGUGCACCGUGGCGUAGAGCCACCUCGGGGAGGUCGGAGAAAGGGCGUCGCAUUUACGCAAUUUUGGUCCUCGUCGCGUCGUCGAGACUUGCGAUCGCUCGACGUCUGCCGAGUUUUUAGAAACACAUCUGACCGAACUUUUUGUCGAUGAACUGCUUUUACAACGGCACUUUCGUUCUUUUUUUUUUUUUAGUCCUUUUUUGCGUGUUUUUCUUUUCUAGACUUGACGAUGCAGGAGCAUUUAUUUUCGUACCGUAGACUCUGGUGUUUUUAAUGUCUUUUUUGUGUCCGCCUUUCGCCUGCCAAGCGGCUGGGCUUUUGUACGACUAGCAUUUAGAACUCGCUCGGCGCGUGAGGAAACGGUCUAGUUUUGGAAGAACCUUCACCGUGAUGUGCGGGGCGCAAGCUGAGCUUGGUGCGAGGGUGUGGCAUUUCCAGGUUGGGUUUGUGGAGAGGUAUACCUGUUGUAUGACCAAAUAUAUCAGCUCAGGAUCUGAUACGAAAGUAUUGUGAACAACGGCGGUGCCGCAGUGAAAGUGCUUGUACUGCAGAGUUGUUUUAAUAUUUUUUUUACUAAUAUAAAAUAGCUUUUAUAUUUUAAUUUAUGUAAGCGCCGAGUAGCUUCUCUUUUACGGCAUCACGAACAAGCUUUGAAGUCUACGCACAUGUACCUUUCUUUUAAGAGUGAGAUAACUAUGUUGUGUUACAUACAAUCAAUACCAGUGGUGUACUUUUUUUUUUUUUUCGGUGUGUUUUGUAGAUAUGUGUUUCGUCCUGUCCGUGUAAACAACAUUCCUGGUGGAAACGGUUAUUGCGUACUCAAGGUCAUCAUUUCUGGAGGCAAACAACAAACAAAGCAGCUUCGUUCCUUUGUGUCUCUUUCUGCUGGGAUAUUCUUUAAGGGCUUCCUUUUUCUACAAAAAAAUGUGUGUGUGUGUGUGUACAUAAGAUAUGUUUGGGGAAUUUCGUAUCGAUACGGGGACAGAAAAAGACAAGGGACGGGUUCAAGUCAUCUAUUGGUUCUAUGUGUUGCUUUGUUUCGUUCUGUUUUGUUUUUCUCAAAUAAAGCCUGGCACAGUAUUGUUA
This is a messenger RNA of Ixodes scapularis (black-legged tick), 4154 nucleotides long. Its product is annotated as myb-related protein A. Gene Ontology annotation, biological process: mitotic cell cycle; positive regulation of transcription by RNA polymerase II. The transcript is spliced from 19 exons. Bases 216 to 2813 code for a protein of 865 amino acids. Gene Ontology annotation, cellular component: nucleus. Gene Ontology annotation, molecular function: DNA-binding transcription factor activity, RNA polymerase II-specific; RNA polymerase II cis-regulatory region sequence-specific DNA binding. The record is from RefSeq and is a predicted model, not a curated record. NCBI's taxonomy places the organism in Eukaryota, Metazoa, Arthropoda, Arachnida, Ixodida, Ixodidae.